This is a messenger RNA of Capsella rubella, 1410 nucleotides long. RefSeq names its product ruvB-like 2. Gene Ontology annotation, biological process: regulation of transcription by RNA polymerase II; box C/D snoRNP assembly; chromatin remodeling. Gene Ontology annotation, molecular function: ATP binding; ATP hydrolysis activity; DNA helicase activity. NCBI's taxonomy places the organism in Eukaryota, Viridiplantae, Streptophyta, Magnoliopsida, Brassicales, Brassicaceae. The coding region runs from base 1 to 1410 and encodes 469 amino acids. The transcript has 2 exons. The record is from RefSeq and is a predicted model, not a curated record. Gene Ontology annotation, cellular component: R2TP complex; Ino80 complex; NuA4 histone acetyltransferase complex.
AUGGCAGAAUUGAAGUUAUCAGAGACUCGAGACUUAACCAGAGUCGAACGAAUCGGAGCACACUCACACAUACGAGGCUUAGGUCUCGACUCAGUACUCGAGCCACUAGUCGAAUCCGAAGGCAUGGUUGGUCAAGUCAAAUCACGCAAAGCCGCUGGACUUAUCCUUCAGAUGAUCAGAGAAGGCAAGAUCGCGGGUCGGGCUAUACUCAUUGCAGGUCAACCCGGAACGGGUAAAACCGCAAUAGCAAUGGGUAUUGCUAAGUCGCUUGGGUUAGAAACACCUUUCACCAUGAUCGUAGGAAGUGAGAUCUUUUCUUUAGAGAUGUCAAAGACUGAAGCUUUAACUCAAGCUUUUCGCAAAGCUAUUGGUGUAAGGAUCAAGGAAGAAACAGAGGUGUUGGAAGGAGAAGUCGUUUCGAUUUCGAUUGAUCGACCUGCUUCUGGUGGUGCUGUGAAGAAGACGGGGAAGAUAAUCAUGAAGACGACUGAUAUGGAAUCUCAUUAUGAUUUGGGAUGGAAACUGAUUGAGGCGUUGGAUAAGGAGAAAGUACAGAGUGGGGAUGUUAUAGUUUUGGAUAGGCCUAGUGGGAAGAUUACUAAGCUUGGAAGAUCGUCUUCGAGGUCUAGAGAUUUUGACGUUAUGGGAUCGAAGACUAAGUUUGUGCAGUGUCCUGAAGGUGAGCUUCAGAAGAUGAAGGAGGUUGUGCAUACGGUCACACUUCAUGAGAUCGAUGUUAUUAACAGCAGGACUCAAGGGUUUCUAGCCCUUUUCACGGGUGAUACAGGCGAAAUCCGAUCAGAAACCCGGGAGCAUACCGAUACUAAAGUGGCAGAAUGGAGGGAAGAAGGGACAGCUGAAAUAGUACCUGGUGUUCUCUUCAUUGAUGAAGUCCAUAUGCUUGAUAUAGAAUGCUUCUCAUUCCUAAACCGAGCCCUCGAAAACAGUAUGUCUCCAAUCCUCGUCGUAGCCACGAACCGAGGAAUGACAAAAAUCCGAGGAACAAACCAGAUAUCAGCUCAUGGGAUCCCAAUCGAUCUCCUUGACCGUCUUCUCAUCAUCACAACUCAGCCUUACACAGAUGAUGACUUCAGAAAGAUCAUAGAGCUACGCUGCCAAGAAGAAGAUGUGGAGAUGAAGGACGAGGCAAAACAUCUUCUGAGUCUGAUUGGAUGCGAUACCUCGCUUAGGUACGUGAUUCAUCUAAUCAAUCCAGCUGCUUUGGCUUGCCUGAAACGCAAAGGGAAAGUUGUGGAGAUUGAUGACAUUGAGAGAGUGUAUCGAUUGUUUUUAGACACCAAGAGAUCGAUGCAGUACUUGGUGGAGCAUCAGAGCCAGUACAUGUUCAGUGUGCCUAUAAACAAAGAGGAGGCGACUGCACGAGACGCAUAUGGCUUCAUGGCAAUUUGA